UGUGCAUCCACAGGCAAAGUAAAAUAAAAAAGCGUGGAAGUAAGAGCGACCAAACCGCUUGCGAAUAACAAAACAUAUUUAAAAGAAUCUGAGUGACGACAUUGCACGAAAAUACGGCGAAUAGAGCGUCACACCAAAAACGUGAAUUUAACUUAAAUGGCGUAAAGUGAGAAAACAACGUAUUUCUCAUGCCCAUCUAACGACAACAACAAAUCCAAAGAUACACAGAGUAGACAGUGAUUCGGAAAUUCAAAAUUAUAAACAUUGGAGAACUUUGGAACUGGAUUGGCAGCCGUACCCCACCGACAGCACCCCCCCUACAAAUACGAAAAUAGACAAACAACAUGAAUUUACUGCUGCAUCCCAAAGGAUCAAUGCAUCUGAAAUCGCAUUACAUGUUUCAGAAUUUCUACAAGCGCUAUCUUAGAACGAAUUAUUAUGCAUACAGUGCAACGACAAAAGGCCAGUCCUACGCGGAAGAUUCAGUUUCUUCACAGCCAUGGAACAUUCGGCAAAGGAGAACGUUAAGUGACCAUUCACUUAGCUCCAGUCAGCGCCAUGUUUGUCGUCAACAUCAUUUUUCCGGUCAUGGCUUCCGGCAUUUUCACGUCGAUCGCACGCUCUUUGAUUCGUGCUCGAAGAUUGAUGCGACUGUGAAGAAACUGAAAAAUCAGCAAAAGGAAAAGGUCGAAGAGAUCAUGAAGGAAGUGGCCAACGGGCAGGCUGCAAAGGAAACGGCAUCGGUUGCCCCGGUGACCUUCAGCAGCCCCGACAAUGCCGCUCUAGACGCCAGUACAGCAUCGAAAGCGACACCAGCUGGUACAAAGUCAGCGUCUGAAUUAACAGAGGCUGCAUCCAAAGCUGUGGCAAAGCCCAAGAAGCCGCUUCAACAGCGCAUUUGGGAUGAACUGGUGCAUUAUUAUCAUGGCUUCCGGUUACUAUUCAUCGACACGGCAAUCAGCACGAAGCUGCUUUGGCUUGUCCUCAAUGGCAAGACUUUGACGCGACGCGAGAAUAAACAAUUGCAGCGUACGACAUCGGAUCUGUUCCGUUUAAUACCGUUCUCGGUUUUUAUUAUAGUUCCAUUCAUGGAGCUGCUGUUGCCGUUGUUUAUUAAAUUCUUUCCGGGCAUGCUACCCUCCACUUUUCAAACGGCCAAGGAUCGUCAAGAGCGCUUAAGGCAGUCACUGGCCGUCCGCCUCGAAGUUGCCAAGUUUUUGCAGAAAACGCUUGGCCAAAUGCCCGUACAGCACAAGGAGCACUGCAGCGAGGAGGCUAAACAGUUUGAGAUGUUCUUUCGCAAGAUCCGCAAUCCCACAGAGCAAGUAAGCAACGAUGAGAUCAUUAAAUUUGCUAAGCGUUUUGAUGAUGAGAUCACACUGGAUUCGCUCAGUCGGGAGCAGCUUGCUGCUCUCUGCCGUGUACUGGAGCUGAACACAAUUGGCACAACAACCCUAUUGCGCUUCCAGCUGCGGCUCAAGCUUCGCUCAUUGGCUACCGAUGAUCGUGUGAUAUCACGCGAAGGCGUCGAUUCGCUCGAUCUCUUUGAGCUGCAGCAGGCGUGCAAGGCACGUGGUAUGCGUGCCUAUGGGCUAACAGCGGAACGCUUACGCUUCCAGCUCAAGGAAUGGAUCGAUUUGUCGCUGAACGAACAGGUGCCACCUACUCUGCUGUUAUUGUCACGUGCGAUGCUCAUCUCUGAUGACAGCAUUACGACGGAUAAGCUGAAGGAGACAAUGCGCGUGCUUCCCGAUGCAGUGGCUGCACAUACACGUCAUGCGAUUGGUGAACGUGAGGGCAAGGUUGAUAAUAAGACGAAGAUUGAGAUCAUCAAAGAAGAGGAGCGUAAGAUUCGUGAAGAACGCGAAGAGGAAGACGAAGAAUCAAUUGCUAAGCGAUCGGCCAUCAAGGAUGAUCUGGCGACGCCAUAUGUUUCUACCGAGGAAAUUGCAAAGGUUACUCAUCUGAUGGACAAGAAAAUAGAGACAGUUGAAUGUAAUGAGAAGACCAUCUCACCGACGGAUGUGCAACUGCUGUCGGAUGCGUUGAAGACGCUGUCGUCAGACAAACAGCUUGUUGUGGAGAAAGAGACGAUCAAGGAACUAAAGGAAGAGCUGCGCGACUACCAGGAAGAUGUCGAGGAGCUGCGUGAAGUGCGGCAGGUGGUCAAGGAGCCUGUGCGCGAGAGUCGAGCUGCCAAGCUUCUUUAUAAUCGUGUCAACAAAAUGAUCUCGCAGCUGGAUACUGUGCUUAACGAUUUGGAGCAUCGCCAGCAACAGAUUAAGCAGGUGGAUACCACCGAUCAAGUCGUAGCUGGUGCCCCCAAUCCUUGUCAAAUGGUGCACAUAGACGAACUGGUGUCCACCAUCAGACGUAUGAAGGAGGCCUCCGAUGAGGAACGUUUCAAAGUCGUUGAAGAUUUGCUGGUUAAAUUGGAUGUCGACAAAGAUGGUGCAAUUUCAGUCAAUGAGAUUACCAAAGUGGUGCAAAGCAUUGACAGCAAGGCAACUAAAAUCGACAAGAAACAGCUCGAAGAGUUCACUGAGCUGCUUACCAAGCAGGCAACUAAGCGACGCAACGAGGAGAUCGUCCAUAUUGAUGACCUUAUGCUGAACAUUAAGAAACUGAAGGAGACCAGCGAUGAGGCACGUCUCAAGCACAUCGAGAGCGUGCUGGACAAGUUUGAUGCAGACAAGGAUGGCGUCGUUACAGUCAACGAAAUACGCAAGGUUUUGGAGUCUAUUGGUCGCGAUAACAUCAAGCUUAGCGAUAAGGCCAUUGAGGAACUUAUAACUCUGCUGGACAAGGAACAGAUACUGGAAGCAGAGCAAAAGAUCGAGAAGGCGAUUGCGAAGAGCAUGAAGGAAGCAGAGAAACUCAAAAUGGAGGUGGAGAAAACCGACAAGGAUAUGGCCAAGCUUGUAGAUGGUAUACAUGAUUCUGCAAAGGAGAUACGUGAUAUAGCCACCGAACUAGGGGCAAUGGAUCAGGACAGGGCCAAUCAGCUAAAGACGGAACCCGAAGUGAAGGACGCUGCUAAAACUUUAAAAGAUAAUGCCAAGGAGCUGGGCGAUUUGUUGGCGAAAGGCUCAAAGAACAACAAAAAGGGACCAGAUUCGCCCCUAACGCCCCCCAAAGUAUCAGGCGGUACUGGCCGCAAUAGCAGCACUAGCAGCAGUAUCAGGGCCAGCGACGUAGACAACAAUAAUUCAGCCACAAAGGCUGCAUUACGUGAAGCGGCUGAGCGCCAAAUAGAGAAGCUAUUGCCAGAUAACGAUAUCGAUCUGCCACCAACGAUACCCACACCAACAGCGACCCAGUCAAAAGUUGCGACCUCACCAAAGGCGGCGGCGAAUAGCGCUUCCGGUUCGGUCGCCCCCAAGAAAUUGAUCUGACCGGAAAAGCCACAGGCGAACCCGUUAAUUAAGAUUGAACCGAAGCUUACCCAGAGCAAGCCUGGGGAAAAAUAGGCCGGCUAUCUACCCUACGUCCAUAACUAUUUGAUUGCGAUUCUAUUUAUUAUAUUAUUAUCACAAAAAGUUAGCUAGAACAGCAAUUCCAUAGAAAAUGUAUUUAGAUUGAUCCUAGGAGGAGCUCCUAUUCGCGAGGCUGUAUUAAGUAUGUGUAACAAAAAAUUGCACAACUCAGAUACUAUUUACUAUAAAUACAAUCUUUUACCAUUUGGGUAUCAUAAAAACAGCAAAUAUCUUAAAAUA
Messenger RNA from Drosophila virilis, 3716 nucleotides. RefSeq names its product Leucine zipper and EF-hand containing transmembrane protein 1 (gene Letm1). The record is from RefSeq and is a predicted model, not a curated record. Gene Ontology annotation, cellular component: mitochondrial inner membrane. Gene Ontology annotation, biological process: intracellular monoatomic cation homeostasis. Gene Ontology annotation, molecular function: ribosome binding; calcium ion binding. Lineage: Eukaryota; Metazoa; Arthropoda; Insecta; Diptera; Drosophilidae.